AUGCGCGGUAACUUGUACAGCCGGGGAUUUGACCCCAUGAAGUCGCGCUCCGAGCGGCGCAAGGAGAAGCAAGCGAAGCUAGCCAAAACAAAACGUGUUAUUCGGCUCAAGAGGCGACUGGGCCGCAUCGCGGCGCGCAAGUUCGCUGGUCAAGAAGACAGUCACAUGACAGCGCUGAUGGAAUCGUACAUACUCCGCCGCAAGGCGGAGCGGGCGGCGGAGAAGGCGAAGGAGGCAUCAAAGGAUGGCACUGGGGGUCCCGGCGAAACCGGUCUGGCGGGAGAGGGUAGUGGCGCGGAGGAGAGCGAGAUGGAUGAGGACGAGGGUAGCGACUCCUCUUCGCUUGACAGCGGGGCGGACAGCGCGUUCGAAGUGCAUGACGCUGACGACGACGGGGAGGAAGAGGAUAUCUCUAGCUCCCGGCGUCGUGCUGUGCAACGUAAGCAAGCAGGCUUUGCUCGUGGUGGUACUGCUCCACGCAGGGGUGGCGCAUCUUUGGCAGCGAAAAAGGAUACUACUGCACCCGGCGGCAGACACGGACGUGGUGGCGGUGCUGGUCGUGGCAGACAGGGUUUUCGCGGUGGCCACUUAGCUCAGCGCGGCGGUCGCGGCAGCGCCCGUGGCGGUCAGAGUGCGCACAAUCGCCAGAAUACGAGUAGAAACGCAAGCUGUCAUCAGCGGUCUCCCAAGGUGCCCACUCGCUCCCUCUACUGA
Molecule: messenger RNA, 714 nt
Organism: Leishmania mexicana MHOM/GT/2001/U1103
Lineage: Eukaryota; Euglenozoa; Kinetoplastea; Trypanosomatida; Trypanosomatidae
Exons: 1
Coding region: 1-714 (237 amino acids)
Source: RefSeq, a predicted model, not a curated record